Cercopithifilaria johnstoni is the source of this 627-nucleotide messenger RNA. Lineage: Eukaryota; Metazoa; Nematoda; Chromadorea; Rhabditida; Onchocercidae. The record is from the annotation of a GenBank genome assembly.
AUGGAACGUGAAAGUACAGCACCCUAUGUAUCACCGGAAAUUUCGGAUCCAGAUGCAGAACAACAGGCAUUAUUUAAUACGGUUCAUAAUAUUCCAUUUAUCGAUAUUGAUAGUUUAACAUCAUUGGUUGGAUAUGAUGAUAUAUAUGAGAUGCCACCUCAAAUUGAGAUUAACGAUGAAACAAAACAUAUGCUGGCAACAACCGAAGUACGCCAUCGACCAUUGCUAACAAUUGCUCAACAAGUUACACCACAAAAUCAUUCAUUAAAAGGCAUUUAUAAUAUAAUAAAUGCUGUACAUAAAAAAAGUUUGGGAAGACUUAAAAAACAACAACGUAAAAGUGAAUGUAAAUCAAAAUCUGAAAAUCGUGCACGAAAGGCAUUACGUACAAUAACAUUUAUUCUUGGAACAUUUACAAUUCUUUGGACACCAUUUUAUGUCUUAGCAACAAUAAUGGGAUUUUGUGAUUCAUGUAAAAAUUCAAAAAUAUUCAAUUUCUUUUAUUGCAUUAGCUAUUUUCUAUGCUAUAUGAAUAGUCCAAUUAAUCCAUUUUGCUAUGCUAUGGCUAAUCAACAAUUCAAGAAAACACUUUUACGUAUUUUAAGUUUUGAUUUUAAAAAAUCAUAG